This is a messenger RNA of Ctenopharyngodon idella (grass carp), 2735 nucleotides long. RefSeq names its product synaptogyrin 3a (gene syngr3a). Lineage: Eukaryota; Metazoa; Chordata; Actinopteri; Cypriniformes; Xenocyprididae. The transcript is spliced from 4 exons. The record is from RefSeq and is a predicted model, not a curated record. The coding region runs from base 228 to 914 and encodes 228 amino acids. Gene Ontology annotation, cellular component: synaptic vesicle membrane; neuromuscular junction.
CCAAAAUGUUCAAUUUGGCCGCUUGUUGGUGAAGCUCCCAUAUGAAGUUGUCGCUCUCUCAGCUGAGGACGUGAUGUAGUCGGUAGAUGUUGCUGUGGAGAAUGUAACAGCGAGAUUGCGCACGCCUCUGACAGGCAGUGGGGUGUGUGAGUGUGUGUGUGUAUGUGUGCGAGUGUGUUUGCCUACCUCGACCAAGAGCCCAGAGCCUGAAUAACAGUAGGAAGAAAAUGGACGGAGUGGGUUCAUUUGGCGCUGGGAGAGCCGGGGCUGCGUUCGACCCUUUCGCCUUUAUUCAGCAGCCGCAGACCAUCCUUAGAAUAUUAUCAUGGAUCUUCUCAAUAGUGGUGUUUGGAUCCAUAAUAAAUGAAGGCUAUGUCAACCACGGCAGCGAGAGGCUCUAUUGCGUUUUCAACAAGAACAACAAUGCCUGCAACUAUGGGACCACCAUUGGGCUCAUAGCAUUUCUAGCCUGCAUUUUCUUCAUUAUCCUUGACAUGAAGUUCCAACAAAUCAGCAGUAUUAAAGACAGAAAGAAGGCAGUGAUGCUGGACAUUGGAUUUUCAGGUUUCUGGGCAUUUUUGUGGUUUGUUUGUUUCUGCUUCUUGGCCAACCAAUGGCAACGCACCACCCCAGAUGAGCUGCCCUUAAAUCAGGGAGCGGAUGCUGCCAGAGCAGCCAUAACCUUCUCCUUCUUCUCCAUCUUCACCUGGGCUGGUUCGACUGUAAGAGCGGUGCAGAAGUACCUGCUAGGGACCGACAUGACCCUGUUCACCACAGAGCACCUCGAUGGCAAUCCUCCCGUCCAGCCCUACCCCACCGUCACAAGCACCGAGCCCAACGACACAUACCAGAGCCCACCCUUCACUGAGAACCUGGACUCCACCGCCCCAACCUACCAGGUGCCAAUUUACUGAAACGCUGCCGAGUCCACGUGCGACGUCAUUGGUCUGUCAGAAUCAGUGUGAAUGACUGGCACUGCUCUUCAAACUGAAGUGGUGUGACAAUGUUCAUAGGUAGUACCGUUCUGUGAACUUCUGUACAAGAAUAUGUUGAUUGUGAUUUCACUUUCGUUUGGAAUAUUACGUGUUAAUUUAUCAGCUGGGAUGAAACUGGUUGAGGGGUAUCAGUGUUGUAUAAAAAUGAAAAAGGUUACAUUGCAUGUAUUAUAUUUAGAGAGCUAUUAAGUGCCAUGCAUCCUAAACAAUAACUUAUAUAUUCAGUUUCCAUAAUGCUGUUGGGUACUGUAUAUAAAGUGCAAUAUCUGAAACAUGGAAUCACCAAACGUUUGACACAUUUAAGUGUUCUCCAAGCUUAUGAGAAAGGUGGUCUUCCUAAAAGAGGGUGGAGAUUCGCUGUAGAUAAGGGUGUCUUCUGUAUCAAAGGUGUGUAAAAAUGGUGUUGAUUCAAUGUUUGAUUUAGUGAAGCUACUAAACCUGUAAAGACAUAAAGAAAGAUUUUAUUUUGUCUGGAUUUCGAACAAAAAAAAAUAUUAGUUGGAAUUUUAAAAGCGAGGAAUACAAAUAUAGUUAUGUAAAAAGUUUAAUUGGCAUUUAAAAUAAUAUUUUUAGGAAUAAUUUCACAAACCCGGACAAAUGGUAAGUAAAUUUGAAUACACAACCGUUCAAAAGUUUACGGUCAGUAAGUUUUUUCAAAGAAAUGAAUACUUUUAUUUAGUGAGGACACAUUAGAUUGAUCAAAAAUGACAUAAUGUUACCAAAAAUCUCUAUUUCAAAUAAAUGCUGCUCUUUUGAACUUUCUAUUCAUCAAAGAAUUAAAAAAAAAAAAAAAACAUGCAUCACGGUUUUUAAGUAUUAAGCAGCACAACUGUUUUCAACAUUGAUAAUAAUCAGAACUGUUUCUUGAGCAUUAAAUCAUCAUAUCAGAAUGAUUUCUGAAGGAUCAUUUGACACUGAAGACUGGAGUAAUGAUGCUGAAAAUUCAGAAUAAAAUUUACAUUUUAAAAUCUAUUAAAAUAGAAAACAGUUCUUUUAAAUUGUAAUAAUAUUUUACAAUAUUACUGUUUUUUAUUGUAUUUUUGAUCAAAUAAAUGCAGCUUUGAUGAGCAUAAGAGACUCAUCAAAUCUUUACAGACCUCAAACGUUUGAACUGCAGUGUAUAUGCCAGUGUAUGUGUUUGGGACACCCUUCAGAUAUUCAUCAGUUGGCUGUUGUUAAAAAAAAAACAAACAAAAAAAAAGCGGUUUGGUGGCCAUCAUCAGUGCUUUGUCUGGUAUGUGGUAGAUUUUGGUAAUGUUUCUGUGUUCAGAGAUAGGGCAACAUACAAAAAUGAUAUUGAUUGUACUUCAAAACAUGUAAAUGAAGUAUGUUUGUGAAAGUGGUCAGGGUCUUGUGUUUCCUGUACUUAACUCUGCACUCCUUAAAAUGCCUCAUGGACCAAUAUUUAGGAGUAAUUUACUGAGGUAUGUUUUGCUGGAUCAAAAUUUGCACCUCUAAACAAGUACUAUAGGCGAUGAAGAGAUGUAUAAUUAAAAGCCUUAUUUAGUUUUUGUAUUUGUACUCCUUUGAAGGAUAAAGUGCAAAAUUUGCAUCAGUAAAAAUGCCUUGACCUUGUCCAUGACUCUUUUUAAACACAUAUUACAUACUGUAUUUGCAGGCAAUAUAUCCCAUCUUGUGAUUGAAAGAUGUACACAAAAGAUUUGCUGUUGUAAGUCGGAAUGUCUUCGGACUGCAGUUGUCAGACAUUAUGAAAAUAAAGACAUGUUUUUCAUGCGUGGA